ACGUAAAAUUUCUUUUGAAUUUUCAGUGAAAUUUGUCAAAACCUUUCUGUUAAUUUUGUCCAACUACCCUGUACCCCGUGAAAAUAGCCACUGCGUUAAAAUGAAACAAUUAACGGAUGACCGGAUGAAAGUAUUUUUUGAAAAAUUGUCAAAGUACAUUGGCUCAAAUAUAAAGUUAUUAAUUGAUCGUUCAGAUGGAAAAUACUGUUUUCGUGAGAAGAAAGAUCGAGUUUAUUAUGUAUCUGAAAAAGUAUUAAAUAUGGGAUCCAUGAUGAAUCCUGAUAACAUAAUUAGUAUAGGUACAUGUUUUGGAAAAUUUACCAAGUCUGGAAAAUUUAGAAUACAUAUAACAUCUUUAGAUUAUCUAGCUCCAUAUGCUCAGCAUAAAAUGUGGAUAAAACCUGCCGCUGAACAACAAUUUCUGUAUGGUCAUAAUGUUUUAAAAUCUGGUCUUGGGCGAAUUACAGAAAGUACUACUCAAUACCAAGGAGUUUUAGUAUUCUCAAUGAGUGAUGUUCCUUUGAAGCACACAGUAGUUAGUU
Molecule: messenger RNA, 542 nt
Organism: Acyrthosiphon pisum (pea aphid)
Lineage: Eukaryota; Metazoa; Arthropoda; Insecta; Hemiptera; Aphididae
Gene: Nip7
Product: 60S ribosome subunit biogenesis protein NIP7 homolog
Biological process (GO): ribosome assembly
Cellular component (GO): nucleus
Molecular function (GO): RNA binding
Source: RefSeq, marked validated